GCCGGGAGAACUCACCAAUGGGGAGCUCUGAGAGGCGGACCUACAGCGCCAGCAGCUAGAGGAAGACCAGCAAAUUUCAAGUUGGCUGCGAUGUGAGCUCUGCGUGGGGGAGGGGCAGCAGGUUUUUCUCACUGGAUCACUGAAUACUCAGGCCCCCUCCACCAUGGCCAGUCGGGGUGGGGGCCGGGGUCGUGGCCGGGGCCAGCUGACCUUCAACAUGGAGGCUGUGGGCAUUGGGAAGGGGGAUGCUCUGCCCCCACCCACCCUGCAGCCUUCUCCACUCUUCCCUCCCUUGGAGUUCCGCCCAGUGCCCCUGCCCUCAGGAGAGGAAGGGGAGUAUGUCCUGGCGCUGAAGCAGGAGCUGCGAGGGGCCAUGAGGCAGCUCCCCUACUUCAUCCGGCCAGCUGUCCCCAAGAGAGAUGUGGAGCGUUACUCAGACAAAUAUCAGAUGUCAGGGCCGAUUGACAAUGCCAUCGAUUGGAACCCUGAUUGGCGACGUUUACCCAGGGAGCUAAAGAUCCGAGUGCGGAAGCUACAAAAGGAACGGACCACCAUCCUGAUUCCCAAGAGGCCCCCUAAGAACACAGAAGAUAAGGAAGAAACAAUACAGAAACUAGAGACCCUGGAGAAAAAGGAGGAAGAAGUGACUUCAGAGGAAGAUGAGGAGAAAGAAGAAGAAGAAGAGAAGGAAGAGGAAGAAGAAGAGGAGUAUGAUGAAGAAGAACAUGAAGAGGAAACUGAUUACAUCAUGUCGUAUUUUGACAAUGGAGAGGACUUUGGGGGUGACAGUGAUGACAAUAUGGAUGAGGCUAUAUACUGACAAAGGACCCUGAACAGCACCCUGGACCUUUGGAUCUUUUUGGUUUAAGAUACAGAGAGUAACUGUCCCUAUUAUUUGGUUUUGUGGGCAGGCAAAUCAUUUGCUUAGAGCCCAGAUAAACUGUUUGGCCCUGGAGAUAGGAAUGGACAGUGAUGACAGAUAGCUCCCUUAAAGGGCCAAGGACCAAUGUCUUAAUUGUAUGAAAGAAAGAAAGAAGGGUCAAAGAAAUACUGGAGUUGUUAGAGCUGAGAGAGCUGUACAUAAGCCCCCACCCACUUUUUUAUAGUGAAAGAUAAUUGGGGGUGUGUGCAGUUAGGAGGAGUAAGGCCAGCUUUAUAUUUUUAAAUAAAAUGUUUUUAUCUGCC
Molecule: messenger RNA, 1185 nt
Organism: Neomonachus schauinslandi (Hawaiian monk seal)
Lineage: Eukaryota; Metazoa; Chordata; Mammalia; Carnivora; Phocidae
Gene: POLR3GL
Product: RNA polymerase III subunit GL
Exons: 8
Coding region: 164-820 (218 amino acids)
Biological process (GO): transcription by RNA polymerase III
Cellular component (GO): RNA polymerase III complex
Source: RefSeq, a predicted model, not a curated record